GGGCUGGCAGCGGCGCCCCGGCGCGGGGCCGGGGGCGGGCCGAGGGUGCUGUGACCCCCGGCGGGGCCCUGCCCACCCGCCCGGCUCCGGCACCGGCUCCAGCGGCUGAAAUUGCCCAAGCUGGGGUGACUGCGAUGUCCCCCGGGCGGCGGGACCCCUGACGGGCGCUGCCCGCCCCCGAGGCCGCCUGGCUUUGUUGGGAUUUUGUUGGUUUGUUUCCUUCUCGUUGCCGUUUUCCUCCCGUCCCGCCGCGGUGGAUGGCCCGCGGUGGGCGCCGCUGGCCGCGCCGCCCCUGCCCGGGCAGGAUGGUGGCGGCGGUGCUGGCCGGGCUGUCCCUGCUCAGCCUCCUCACCUGCGGCUACCUGGCCUGGGGCAGCCGCCGCACCGGCCCCGGCGGGACCCCGCUGGCAGAGGAGCCCGGGGCCGGCGCCCCUCGCUCGCAGCCGCACAUCAUCUUCAUCCUGGCGGACGACCAGGGGUUCAGGGACGUGGGGUACCACGGGUCCGAGAUCAGGACGCCCACGCUGGACAAGCUGGCUGCCGAAGGGGUCAAACUGGAGAACUACUAUGUCCAGCCCAUGUGCACGCCAUCCAGAAGCCAAUUGAUCACUGGAAAGUACCAGAUCCACACGGGCCUCCAGCACUCCAUCAUCCGGCCGACCCAGCCCAACUGCUUACCUCUGGAUAACGUCACGCUACCUCAGAAGCUGAAGGAGGUUGGGUACUCGACGCACAUGGUGGGCAAGUGGCACCUGGGCUUUUACCGCCGGGAGUGCAUGCCCACGCAGAGGGGCUUCGACUCCUUCUUCGGCUCCCUGCUGGGCAGCGGCGACUAUUACACGCACUUCAAAUGCGACAGCCCGGGCAUCUGCGGCUACGACCUGUACGAGAACGACAACGCCGCCUGGGACCACGACACCGGCAUCUACUCCACGCAGAUGUACACGCAGAAGGUGCAGCAAAUCCUGGCUUCUCACGACCCCGGGAAGCCCAUCUUCCUGUACAUCGCUUACCAAGCCGUCCACUCGCCCCUUCAGGCGCCGGGCAGGUAUUUUGAACAUUACCGGUCGAUCAAUAACAUCAACAGGCGGAGGUACGCGGCGAUGCUGGCCUGCCUGGACGAAGCCAUCGACAACGUGACCCUCGCUCUAAAGAAGUAUGGGUACUAUGAGAAUAGCAUUAUCAUCUAUUCCUCGGAUAACGGUGGGCAGCCAAUGGCCGGAGGAAGCAACUGGCCUCUCCGAGGGAGCAAAGGGACCUAUUGGGAAGGAGGCAUCCGCGCCGUUGGGUUUGUCCAUAGCCCCCUUCUGAAAAACAAAGGGUCUGUGUGUAAGGAGCUGGUGCACAUCACGGACUGGUUCCCCACCUUGAUCACGCUGGCGGAAGGGCAGAUCGAUGAAGACAUCCAGCUGGACGGCUACGACAUCUGGGAAACCAUCAGCGAAGGCAGGCGCUCUCCGCGGGUGGAUAUCCUGCACAACAUCGACCCCAUUUACACCAAAGCCAAAAACGGCUCCUGGGCCGCGGGCUAUGGCAUCUGGAACACCGCCAUCCAAUCCGCCAUCAGAGUGAACCACUGGAAACUACUGACGGGAAACCCGGGCUACAGCGACUGGGUGCCCCCGCAGGCCUUCAGCAACGCGGGCCCCAACCGCUGGCACAACGAGCGCAUCUCCUGGUCCGCCGGGAAAACCGUGUGGCUCUUCAACAUCACCGCCGACCCCUACGAGCGGGUGGACCUCUCCGCCAGGUACCCGGACGUGGUGAAGCAGCUCUUGCGGAGGCUCUCGCAGUUCAAUAAGACCGCGGUUCCCGUCCGGUACCCACCGAAGGACCCUCGGAGUAACCCCAAGCUGAACGGAGGAGUGUGGGGGCCGUGGUUUAAGGAGGACGAAAAGAAAAAGAAGUCGGAUAAAAGCAAAGGUGCGAAUAAGCAGAAGAAGAACAAGAACAAGAAAAAAGCAAACAGGAAAAAGGGGCAGUCGUUCCCUUGCCGGUCACGUCUUGCCGGUGGGUAGACUCUGAGCAACCUCUUUGGCCGAGCCUGAGUCGGCUUGGACCAACUGUCUUGAACUUCUGACGAACAGACUAGAAAUGCCAGUUCUGCACUAUGGAUGAAAGUUGUCAUCUUUGAAUUUUUUGCUCUGAUUUCACCAGCACAAGGUAUCUCAACACCCUGAGAGUCCACGUGACAGACUUUCUCCUCCACAGGAUGAAUGGUCCUCACCCAUCACUGCCACAUUCCAGACAACAGCAGCGAUAACACCUCAUUUCAGGAAACUCUGCUUUGAUGGACAAAUGGUGCUUCCUUUCCUUAAUUAGUAGGAAUCUUUGGAGAGGAUGGAGAUGUUAAUGGCAGAUGUUCUCUAAAGGAAAGAUGAUUCAGAAAGAGAAAGGAAAACCAAAACCUCUGUGGGUCAGUAAGUGUUAGUCAGCAACCUAUGAUGUUUUUGAUACAACACAGCAAAAAUACGAAGCCAUCAGGGUAACUUCUUAGAGGUGCUGGGAAGGGGGGGCAUGAUAGGAGGAAAGCUGCUUUGAAUUAGAUUUUGUCUGUCUUAAAUAAAUCUGAAACAUUUUUAACAUUUCCUAGAUGUGCUAAGCUCCCCCCAUUUGCAGUAAAACACAUGACCAGCUAGCACACCCCACAUAUAAUUUAUUGUAGGCAUAGACAAAAACACAUCGCCAGAGUGAAUGUACUAUUUAAACACUUUAACAUAACUAUGCAACAAUAUAUAAAAGACAUAAUUUAUUUUACAGCACGAUCCUUAUUCCUCUCCCGUUAAAACUUCCUGGCUGAUGCAAAGUACCCCUUUGGGUGCCAGGGUUCUUUGGGGGGUUUUAACUUUGCUUUUUUACUUUGAUUUCCAGCCUGUCAUUCAGAGUUUUAUUUAACAGAUCCAUAUCCUCAGAGUACUGUAAACCAAGGAAAUACUGUAUACACUGCUAGGAUGAGGAAGGAGAACGAUUCAGGUGCGUCAUUGCAUUGUGUAUUUGCCUCCAGUGGUUUUGAAUGUAACAAAGGGUUUAUUUAAUUUAGGAGUCAUGUGAAUACUGUUCAGUUGCUGUACAGAAGCUAGGCCAUCUUGCUGUUCGGGGGGAAAAUUCUACUUUAAACCUUUUAUUUAUGUACCUAUUAAAAUAGUUUAUUUUUAUGGCAUUCAUAAAA
This is a messenger RNA of Myiozetetes cayanensis, 3169 nucleotides long. RefSeq names its product arylsulfatase family member J (gene ARSJ). Lineage: Eukaryota; Metazoa; Chordata; Aves; Passeriformes; Tyrannidae. Bases 258 to 2018 code for a protein of 586 amino acids. The transcript has 2 exons. The record is from RefSeq and is a predicted model, not a curated record.